Molecule: messenger RNA, 2003 nt
Organism: Etheostoma cragini (Arkansas darter)
Lineage: Eukaryota; Metazoa; Chordata; Actinopteri; Perciformes; Percidae
Gene: tbc1d22b
Product: TBC1 domain family, member 22B
Exons: 14
Coding region: 329-1879 (516 amino acids)
Biological process (GO): activation of GTPase activity
Molecular function (GO): GTPase activator activity
Source: RefSeq, a predicted model, not a curated record
GUUUCUAUCAGCGAGCAUCCCUAACCGUCACUCCACCAUCUCAUCCUAUUGGACACUUACGCUGCACCUGUUCGACUCACCCGCCAAUCACACGCUUCGGUCUGUGUACUCCAAGAUGGCGGCUUCCAGUGCUCCGUGUCAGACAUCAUCGCAUAUGAAAGCUAAAUAUUACUAUCUGCCGCCCGUGUAAACGCAUGAAGAGGCAGACCAGAAGAAGCCGAGUAGGGCUGAGUUGUCGCCAGUAAAACGCGGAAACUGUUUCCAUAUGGUUUCUUCGCGCGAGGAGCCGGUCUCGGUCUCGGUCUGAAGGGGGUUGUGUUCUCCGAGUAUGGCCACCGAGAACAGGAUCAAUUUUUGGAGGAGAAACGCAAAGGUUCCCGGGAGUGUACAACCAGUUUAUGGAGCACAGCAUCCACCUCUCGACCCACGAUUGCGACGCACGUAUCCCAAAGACACAAAGCCUAAGUUCAACAAUCUCAAAUCUAAAAAGGCCUCUAGCUUCCACGAGUUUGCCCGCAGCACCAAUGAUGCUUGGGACAUCGACGAAGAGGAGGACGAGGAUUUCCUCGGGACCCCCGCCCAAACUUCAUCAGGCCUCCACUCAGUGUCCACACAGAACCAGCAGCAGCAGAAUCAGGCUGUUGACACAGAAACUGGGGUGUCACACAGACUGGCACCUCCCAGGCCAGAAGCUGAAAACCUCCAGGACGGGCAGGAAGAGGACGCAGAGUGCGAGCUUGUCAAUGGCAAGGUUGUCAAGUCUAGUAGUGACGCCUAUCUCAACACGUCGUCAGUUCGCUCCACGCUGCAGAAGCAGCAGUCUCUGCCAGUUCGUCCCAUCAUCCCACUGGUGGCACGCAUGUCAGACCAGAACGCGUCGGGGGCACCGCCCAUGACGGUGCGGGAGAAGAGCCGACUGGAUAAAUUCAAGCAGCUGCUGGCUAGUCCCAACACUGACUUAGAGGAACUCCGGAAGCACAGCUGGUCGGGCAUACCAAGAGAAGUCCGGCCAAUCACAUGGAGACUUCUCUCUGGCUACCUGCCGGCCAACAAGGAGCGCAGAGAGCUGGUGCUAAAGAGGAAGCGAGACGAAUACUUUGGCUUCAUAGAGCAGUAUUACCACUCCAGGACAGACGAGCACUAUAAAGACACAUACAGACAGAUCCACAUCGAUAUUCCAAGAACCAACCCUCUAAUUCCCUUGUUCCAGCAGCCCGUAGUACAAGAGGUGUUUGAGCGUAUUCUCUUCAUCUGGGCCAUCCGCCACCCAGCCAGCGGUUAUGUCCAGGGAAUCAAUGAUCUGGUCACACCCUUCUUUGUGGUCUUCCUCUCUGAGUUUGUCACAGAAGAUGUGGAGAACUUUGAGGUGGCAGCGCUGCCCCUGGACACCCGGAGAAACAUCGAAGCUGACAGUUUCUGGUGCAUGAGCAAGCUGCUGGAUGGAAUUCAGGACAACUACACUUUUGCUCAGCCUGGAAUUCAGAAUAAAGUGAAAGCUUUAGAGGAGCUGGUCAGCAGGAUAGAUGAGGACAUUCACAACCACUUUAAGAGGUAUGAGGUGGAGUAUCUGCAGUUUGCUUUCCGAUGGAUGAACAAUCUGCUGAUGAGGGAGCUGCCGCUUCGUUGCACUAUUCGUCUCUGGGACACCUACCAGGCUGAAUCGGAGGGUUUCUCCCACUUCCACCUGUACGUCUGUUCUGCUUUCCUCAUCGAGUGGCGCAAAGAAAUCCUCUCCAUGGUUGACUUUCAGGGCCUCCUUAUGCUACUGCAGAACCUUCCCACAAUCCAUUGGGGUAACGAGGAAGUGGGUCUCCUCCUGGCUGAAGCCUAUAGACUGAAGUACAUGUUCGCAGACGCACCCAGCCACUACAAGAGAUAGUUCUCACUCUCUUACUCUCACACUCCAUUCUGAAAUCCAACCGGAUUGUGACUGGAAGGACCCUCAGUGUCUGAGCUACUCCAGAUGUCAAGUGUUGUCUUUGAGGUAACCUGGAAGAGACGGA